Ceratotherium simum simum (southern white rhinoceros) is the source of this 2161-nucleotide messenger RNA. It is a transcript of the gene IRX4, whose product is annotated as iroquois homeobox 4. Gene Ontology annotation, biological process: neuron differentiation; regulation of transcription by RNA polymerase II; cell development. Gene Ontology annotation, cellular component: nucleus. Gene Ontology annotation, molecular function: RNA polymerase II cis-regulatory region sequence-specific DNA binding; DNA-binding transcription factor activity, RNA polymerase II-specific. NCBI's taxonomy places the organism in Eukaryota, Metazoa, Chordata, Mammalia, Perissodactyla, Rhinocerotidae. The record is from RefSeq and is a predicted model, not a curated record.
UCCCCGCCCCGCCCCGCCAGGGCAGCGGCCAAGUGACCCGCACGUCUGCGGACAGGACGGGUGCGCGGCGGGGGUGACGUCAGAGCCUCCGGCGCUUAAAGCCAAGCAGAACUGACUUGACGGGUUCGCGCGACUCGUUUUUCUUUUUUUUCCUUUUUUGCAAAAUAUGUAUUUGUGCUGCCGCUGCGAGGCGGGUCGGUCCCAGAGCCCCCUCGAGGCUCCGGAUUGUGAAGCUAAAAGAAUCGCUGCGGCCACCGCGGCUCACUGUCCUACCUGGUUAGAAAACUUUGCGGAGCGUGUGGAUGCAUUAACCGGCUCUUCUGCUUCGCCCUCCCAGCGCCUAGGAGCCGGCGGCCCCAGAGUAGUGGCCGCACCACGCCGGCCCCCGCGCGCAGGACUCCACCGGCCCCGCCCGCCGGCCCAGGGCCGCGCCCGCCAUGUCCUACCCGCAGUUCGGGUAUCCGUACUCCUCUGCACCCCAGUUCCUGAUGACCACCAACUCCCUGAGCACGUGCUGCGAAUCGGGUGGCCGAACUCUGGCCGACUCCGGGCCGGCCGCUUCCCAGGCGCCCGUCUACUGCCCGGUCUACGAGAGCCGGCUGCUGGCCACCGCGCGCCACGAGCUCAACUCAGCCGCGGCGCUUGGCGUCUAUGGGAGCCCCUACGGUGGUUCUCAGGGCUAUGGCAACUACGUGACCUACGGCUCCGAGGCGUCCGCCUUCUACUCGCUGAACAGCUUUGACUCCAAGGACGGGGCAGGAUCUGCGCAUGCCGGCCUCGGGCCCGCCGCCGCCGCCUACUACCCGUACGAGCCAGCGCUGGGCCAGUACCCGUAUGACAGGUACGGGACCAUGGACAGCGGCACGCGGCGGAAGAACGCCACGCGCGAGACCACCAGCACGCUCAAGGCCUGGCUGCAGGAGCACCGCAAGAACCCCUACCCCACCAAGGGCGAGAAGAUCAUGCUGGCCAUCAUCACCAAGAUGACCCUCACGCAGGUCUCCACCUGGUUCGCCAACGCGCGCAGGCGCCUCAAGAAGGAGAACAAGAUGACUUGGCCACCAAGGAACAAGUGCGCGGAUGAGAAGCGGCCCUACGGGGAGGGCGAGGAGGAAGAGGGGGGCGAGGAGGAAUCCCGGGAGGAGCCGGUCAAGAGCACCAAGAAGGAAGAGCUGGUUGGCAAGGAGGAGAAGGAUCUGGAGCUCAGCGAUUUGGAGGACUUCCACUCACUUGAGGCAGAGCCCCCCGAGUGUGAGCUGAAACCACCCUUCCAGCCCCUGGACGGCAGCCUGGACCGAGUCCCCACUGCGCCCCAUGGCCCCAGUGCCCUGGGAAAGGAGGCCUCCAGUGCCCUCCGGAUGCCGCUGGCCACUGGUGGUGAGGCCUCCCUGGACCAGCACCUGGAGCGGGCCCGGAGCUGCCUCCGGAGCGCAGUGGCCGGGCCAGAACAGCAGCCGGGCCCGGGGGGCGGCCCGCAGGCCUGUGAGGCCAAGCUGGGCUUUGCGCCGGCUGGGCCCACCACGGCGGGCCUAGAGGCUAAGCCUCGCAUCUGGUCCCUGGCGCAUACGGCUACCGCCGCCGCCGCCACUGCCCUGAGCCAGACUGAGUUUCCGUCGUGCAUGCUCAAGCGCCAAGGUCCUGCAGCCCCUGCCGCCGCCUCCUUGGCGCCUGCCUCGUCUUCGCCUGCGGCCCCGGCCCCCGCCAGUGCCCUGGACAGGAACCAGGACUCCCCAGUAACCAGUCUCAGAAACUGGGUGGACGGGGUCUUCCACGACCCCAUCCUCAGGCACAGCACUUUGAACCAGGCCUGGGCCACCGCUAAGGGCGCCCUGCUGGACCCAGGGCCGCUGGGACGCUCGCUGGGGGCGAGCGCCAACGUGCUGACGAUGCCCCUGGCGCGCGCCUUCCCUUCCGCCGCACCCCAGGACGCCUCCGCUGCCGCCGCCGCCAAGGAGCUGCUGGCCUUGCCCAAGGCCAGCAGCAAGCCCUUCUGCGCCUAACCCGGCCAGGGCGCCUGAGCAAGGAGGGAGCUGGCGCUCAGGCCGCAUGCUCCUAGGUCGCAGACUCUUUCUCUACCGGGUUUCCAAAGCAAGGCAUGAGCGCUGCAGAGCUCAGGCCACCAGCCACCCUAGAAGAAGCAUCUGAACUCUCUCUGGGUGAG